Messenger RNA from Raphanus sativus (radish), 1919 nucleotides. RefSeq names its product BTB/POZ domain-containing protein At5g17580. Gene Ontology annotation, molecular function: protein binding. The coding region runs from base 110 to 1804 and encodes 564 amino acids. The transcript is spliced from 3 exons. NCBI's taxonomy places the organism in Eukaryota, Viridiplantae, Streptophyta, Magnoliopsida, Brassicales, Brassicaceae. The record is from RefSeq and is a predicted model, not a curated record.
AGGUCUCUUGAUUUUGUUUUUGAAUUCUUUGUCUUUUGACCUAUGCUUCUCUGCUUUUACCUUCCGUUGUUGCAGAACACAUAAACACACACAUUCCUUCAGGAAAAAGAUGUCAGAUUUAGAAAGGACCAACACCAACGAGAACCGAAACUCCAAGUCAGAGCUUCACAUCAACGUAAAGGAUGUUCCAUUUCAUCUCUCCAAAGAAACUAUUGCAAAGAGAUCAGCGGUAGUGAGCUCAUUACUCGAGAGAAACAAGAUCGAUGAGCUUCAAGGUAUCCUACGAGACAUAGAAGCUGAUCCAGAAACCUUCAAGCUCGUUGCUAAGUUCUGUUACGGCUACAAAGUCAAGUUCACCUCUGACAACAUCGUCUCUGUUCUCUGCAUAGCCUGUUACUUAGGGAUGAACGAAGAACACAGCACCGAUAACUUGCUGGGAAAGGCGUCUAGCUUCUUGGAAACACGAGUUCUCCCCUGCUGGAACGAGACAGUGAAUGCUCUUCGCUCAGGGGACAAGUCUCUCGAGAAGCUAGCGGAUUUUAAACUCGUGGAUCUCUUCUUCGAUUCCCUUAUCGAAAAAGCUUCCUACGAUCCAAGACUCCUCGGUGAAUCGAACAAGAACAACAGAGAGGAGUAUAGACCUAACCCUAGGAGAAGACUGUUUGAUAACGACUGGAAGUCUGAAGAUGUGAUCACUCUCCCGCUUCGGUUUUACGAGCCUCUGAUGAUCCGAGCUAUGGAGUCACGCAGCAUUCCUGCCGAAUACAUCGUCACAUCUGUAUGCAGCUACGCGAAGAAAUGGGUUUUUGACGCGGAGGAAGAUAGCGUGUCAUGCAAGAAAAGAGAAGUGGUUGAAGCUGUCGAGAGGCUUUUGCCUCACCAGAGAGGGAUCAUCUCAUGCGAGUUCUUGUUCAAGACGCUGAAACAUUCGAUAUGGUUAGAAGCUAGCUCCGAGUGUAGAAACGGACUCGGUGUCAGAGUCAGCAAACAGCUCGACACGGCUAAACCAACGGAUCUCAAGAUUCUAACGCAAGGACACGGAGAGAGUUAUAGUUUCGAAGACAUUCAGCUCGUUAGAGCUGUGGUCACUAGCUUUUACUCAAACUACACCAACGAAGAAGAAGAAGAAGACGGUGAAGAAGAAGUUUCACGUUUCUUCAAAGUGGCGAAGCUCUUGGAAGAGUUUCUCCUCUUGGCUGCGAGCGAGUCUUCUUCUUCUUCUUCUUCUUCUCUGAAGCUCGAGGCGUUUGUGGCGUUAGCGGAGAUCACGGUGGCGAUUUCGCUCGGCGUUUUGAGAUACUCUGAUGGGAUAUACAGAGCUAUCGAUGUUUUCUUGGAGAGGCAUGGAGACUUGACUGAGUCUGAGAAGAUGGAAGCUUGUAAGGUUCUUGACUGUAAGAAACUUUCUAGGCAAGGAUGCGACGAAGCCGUGAAGAACCAGAGGCUUCCUCUUAGGAUCGUUGUUCAGGUUUUGUCUGUUUCUCAGCGUCAGAUAAGGGAUACGGUGGCCAAAGAGAUUAAGGGAGCGGAAGAUAAAGUAGCGGAAGAAGAGAUUAGGAUUUGGAGCGAUGAGGAUGAGAUGGAGAAGAUGAGUGAAAAGCUGUUGGGUGUGGAGAUUGAGGAUCAUCAUCAAUGUGUUGUUCAUCGAUGGAAGAAGACUAAGAAGGUAAGUGUGUGGAGACAAGUGAAGAGGAAGUUUGGUUGCUUGACUAUUAAUUCUUCUUCUUCAACUUCAGCUGAUGCUUGCACCUGUGAUGUCAAGAAGAAGAACAAGAAGAAGAAGAUUCAUCAUCACUACAAAUAAAUAAAUAACUUAAGAUAAAGACACUUUGCUCUGUUCUUGUUGCUAUCCUCUGUUUCUAACAUUGGAGAAGAUGUUUUGUUCUGUUUUUUUUUUGGUACUGAUUAUUUUCUCAAUU